AUGUCACCACCCACCAACUUCCUCAUCACUGGCGCCAACCGUGGUCUUGGUCUCGGCCUCGUCAAGAAAUACCUCCAGCUCCCCGACCAUAAUGUCAUCGCCUUCGUCCGCAAUCCCUCCUCCCCCAGCUCCCAAGCCUUGAAGACCCUGAAAAGAGACUCGUCCACCAACGUCAUUCUCAUCCCAUACGACGCCUCGGUGUGGGACUCCGCCGCCGAGGCAGUGAAAAUUCUCGUCAACGACCACAAAAUAACCUACCUCAACACCGUCAUCGCCAACGCCGGCAUCGCGAAGAUCUACCCCCUCAUCAAGGACGUCAACCCCGCCGACAUCAGGGAGCACUUUGAGGUUAACGUUCUCGGCCCUGUCUCCCUGUUCCAAGCCACUCGGGAGUUGCUCCUCGCUGCUAAGGAAACAACCCCGGAGAAGAAACCGAUCUAUGCGUUCAUGGGGUCAGGAGCAGGUUUGUUGGAGGGUGGAUUGGCUAUCCCGAGCGCGGCGUAUGCGCCGACGAAGACGAUGUUGAACUGGUACGGGAUGAAGCUUCAUCAGGAGGAGGAGUGGUUGGUUACUUUUAUUAUUGACCCGGGGUGGGUAAGGACUGAGAUGGGGAAUCAUGGUGCGCGUUCUUUUGGGCUGGAGCAGGCGAAUUUGGAGAUUGAGGAGUCGGUUGAUGGGGUUUUUGGGGUGGUGAAUGGGGCGACGAGGGAGAGGGAGGGGGGUAGGUUGGUGGAGUAUACGGGGAGGAUUGAGGGGUGGUAA
Messenger RNA from Podospora anserina S mat+, 762 nucleotides. RefSeq lists its product as uncharacterized. Bases 1 to 762 code for a protein of 253 amino acids. NCBI's taxonomy places the organism in Eukaryota, Fungi, Ascomycota, Sordariomycetes, Sordariales, Podosporaceae. The transcript is spliced from 2 exons. The record is from RefSeq and is a predicted model, not a curated record.